Neltuma alba is the source of this 2622-nucleotide messenger RNA. RefSeq names its product probable methyltransferase PMT13. The transcript is spliced from 7 exons. Gene Ontology annotation, molecular function: S-adenosylmethionine-dependent methyltransferase activity. Lineage: Eukaryota; Viridiplantae; Streptophyta; Magnoliopsida; Fabales; Fabaceae. The record is from RefSeq and is a predicted model, not a curated record. Gene Ontology annotation, cellular component: endosome; cytoplasm; trans-Golgi network. The coding region runs from base 359 to 2137 and encodes 592 amino acids.
CGUCUUCGUUUCUCUGAAAGAUUAAUGAUAAUGCACUCUACCCAAUGAGUGAACUCGCUUCUCAGUUCACACUUGUCCCUUGGUUAUGCCUACAAAAUCUGAGGAUCCCUGAAAACCUCAGAUCCUCCAUCUUCCAUUGAAUCAACUUCUACUUCCUGGCUUACUGUGAUAGUUCGAUUGAUUUCACUCCAAACAGUCAUAGGCACCAUAACCCAGUUAAAUGAUCUAACUGUUCCCUCCUAUCGUAGAGAUAUCUGCGACGUUUUGGGUCUUCUGUAAAGACAACUGAUUUUCAAUCCCAAGUGCUCUGGAAUCCACAAACCAGAUGCCCAUUUGAUCAGAUCCUGUUUGUUUCGAUAUGGGUCACUUGAAUCUACCAGCUUCCAAGCGUAACACACGCCAAUGGCGGCUCUUGGACCUUGUGUCUGCGUUCUUCUUCGGCCUCGUAUUCCUCUUCUUCCUCCUCGUCUUUACGCCUCUUGGUGAUUCGCUUGCUGCUUCCGGCCGUCAGACCCUUCUUCGAUCCACUGCAGAUCCACAGCAGCGCCACCGCCUCAUAGCCGUUAUCGAGGCUGGGCAGCAGCAAACUAUCGAGUCUUGUCCUGCCGAAGCCGUGGACCAUAUGCCAUGUGAGGAUCCGAGGUUGAACAGUCAGCUCAGUAGAGAAAUGAAUUACUACAGAGAGAGACAUUGCCCGCGGCCGGAGGAUACCCCUCUUUGUCUGAUUCCUCCGCCUGAUGGCUACAAAAUACCGGUGCAGUGGCCGGAGAGCUUGCACAAGAUAUGGCAUAGUAACAUGCCACACAACAAGAUUGCUGACAGGAAAGGUCACCAAGGAUGGAUGAAACGGGAAGGUCCGCAUUUUAUAUUCCCUGGUGGUGGCACAAUGUUUCCAGAUGGGGCAGUGCAGUAUAUUGAAAAACUUGGUCAAUACAUUCCAAUAAAUGGUGGUGUUCUCAGGACUGCUCUUGAUAUGGGGUGUGGGGUUGCCAGUUUUGGAGGAUAUCUACUAUCUCAAGAUAUUUUAACUGUGUCCUUUGCUCCAAGAGAUUCACAUAAAGCACAAAUACAAUUUGCUCUGGAAAGAGGAAUACCAGCUUUUGUUGCCAUGCUUGGCACUCGCAGGCUCCCAUUUCCAGCUUUUGCUUUUGACUUAGUGCAUUGUUCUCGGUGUUUGAUCCCUUUUACAGCAUACAAUGCAACUUAUUUCAUUGAAGUGGAUAGGUUACUUCGCCCUGGUGGGUAUUUAGUCAUCUCUGGUCCCCCGGUACAGUGGCCUAAACAAGAUAAAGAAUGGUCUGAUCUCCAGGGUGUGGCAAGAGCUUUGUGUUAUGAACUGAUUGCUGUAGAUGGCAACACUGUGAUCUGGAAAAAGCCUGCUGGAGACUCAUGUCUCCCUAACCAAAAUGAAUUUGGUCUGGAGUUAUGUGAUGAUUCAGAUGACCCAAGUUUUGCUUGGUACUUCAAGUUGAAGAAAUGUGUCAGUAGGAUGACUUCUGUCAAAGGAGAGUAUGCUGUUGGAAUGAUUCCUAAGUGGCCUGAAAGGCUAACUGCAACACCUCCAAGAGCCUCACUCUUGAAAAAUGCUGUUGAUGUUUUUGAGGCUGAUAGUAGGCGGUGGGUCAGGAGGGUUUCAUACUAUAAGAAUUCUCUGGGCAUAAAAUUGGGGACUCCAGCUAUACGAAAUGUUAUGGACAUGAAUGCAUUCUUUGGGGGUUUUGCUGCAGCGCUAAAAUCUGAUCCUGUGUGGGUGAUGAAUGUGGUUCCAGCUCGCAAGCCAUCCACUCUUGAUGUGAUCUUUGACAGAGGUCUUGUUGGAGUCUAUCAUGAUUGGUGUGAACCUUUCUCAACCUAUCCGCGUUCUUAUGACUUGAUCCAUGUGACCGGUAUUGAAUCACUAACAAAAGAUCCAGCUUCUGGGAAAAACAGAUGUAACCUUGUGGAUCUGAUGGUUGAAAUAGAUCGGAUGCUACGACCAGAAGGAACAGUCGUUCUGCGGGACACCCCUGAAGUAAUCAAUAAAGUAGCACACAUUGCUCGUGCAGUGAGGUGGAGGCCUACUUUACAUGAUAAAGAACCUGAAUCACAAGGUGGAGAUAAAAUCCUAGUUGCAACCAAGACCUUGUGGUAUCUGUAAAUCUGCAUCUCACUGACACAGCUUUGUAAUUUAGGUAACAUUUUCUUCCCACUGCUUUAGGGUGUGGGGGUGUGAAAGAUAUAUCAUCCCCACAUAAACUAUAAAGGUCGUAUGGUUAGAAUUUGAGAAAAGCGAAAAUGGCAAGAGUGUGCUGGUGAAAGUCAGUUAGGGUUCUCUAUAUUCACAAAAGGAAGCGUAUAUAGUGCAUUCAGAGAUACCUGGAGAAAAAAGAGAGGAGGGGUGGAAAGAUUAAAUGUGGGCUCCAAGCAUAGGUUUAAUUAUUGCCCUUUUUCUGAAUGCAUGAACAUAAUAUAUAGAGAAUGAAUGAAAUUUGCUUUUAUAUGUAAAGCACAAGAGCAGUGCUAGUUUUAUUUUCUUAGCUCUUUGGUAAUUGUAUUCUAGGCUUCUUUAUAGAUGAUGAUACUUGCUUAAUAAUUAUUGUUAAUUGAGGAAGAAUCAGUCUCUGAUUCUGAUUCGGUCGAGUU